This is a messenger RNA of Podarcis muralis (Common wall lizard), 3372 nucleotides long. The record is from RefSeq and is a predicted model, not a curated record. NCBI's taxonomy places the organism in Eukaryota, Metazoa, Chordata, Lepidosauria, Squamata, Lacertidae.
UCUCUGUCUGCUCCUUUUCCUGCGCGGAUGGGCGACGAGGAGCGAGGUCCUAGCAGCAGCAGCAGCAGCAGGAUGGGCCCUUCUCGCACCGCUGGCCGCCCCUGCCCGCGCCUCCUUACCUGGCUGCCUCUCCUGGCGCGCGCGGCUCCCUCUCCAGCCAGUCCCGUGCAAACUCCGCCGCCGAGUGCGAACUACAUGGCGCAGGCAGCAACUUUCCCUCCCACUCCCUGGCCGUGCCUCUGGCCCAGCCUCCGCUGCCAGGAGAAACCAAUGGCAGGCGCGGCCGCGGGGGAAGCCGCGCGCCACGCCCUCGGCCGACGCCGGAUCCUGCUCGCCGCCGCUGGGCGCGCGGAGGCUGCUGGAGCCGCUGCUGGGCUAGUGGCGAGCGGCGUCUCGGGAGCAGCGUUCCGCCCGGAAGCCUCAGUCCGUUUGGUGGAAACGCCUUCGCGGUUAGAGAAAGGCACUUGGCUUGCUUUUGUUCGCGCCACAGAUCCCAGGAUUGAGCCGUACCUGGCACUGAGCAAGGGCGCACGCGACUUUGUGGUUUGUGUGCAAUCUGGGGGUGUUAUACACUUCACCCUGUCACCAUCUGUUCUGAAGUCUUCAGUCUCUCUGGAUCCAGCACUCCCAGCCUCCUCACCAGGGAAUCCCUACUGUUGCAAUCCCUUGCAUUUUAAUGUUUCUCCAGUGGUAAAGGAGCACCUGAGCUUCAAAAGACAGCAAAGGAUCCAGGAGUACCCCCAAGCUAUGGACCUUCAGAGGGAGUGUAACCACAUCAAGAGCAGGAAGUCUCCCAUCCAUCCAUUCUAGGGAAUCGCCCACUAACUGUGCCUCUGUCUUACCUGGAUUGAGCUUCAGUUUGUUGGCUUUUUGUUUCAGGGGUUUGCAGCUAGUACCUCCCAACCCCCCAACCCCCUGCAGGCUGUUGCUUGGGUUGCCUGCCUCCCCCCCCCCCAUUCCACCCCUGUCCUAUAGGCUUCUUUGUCAUCCCCAAAUAGCCAAAGUGGAAAUUUAUAUCUUAAUUAGCUUGCUCAGGAGGUCUAUUUCUGCUGCCUGCGAGCUUCUGAAAGAUGAUUUGGCCAUUCAUUCAUAGUGAUCCAGUUAUGCCAUUUCAUAACAGGGUUACAAAACAAUUUUAUUGACCAGUCUUAAGGCUGUGCAAUUGGCAGUUUACUGUUCAAGAAGCACGCUUGAGGAGUUAGCUGGUUGUAUGCUGACUGGCAACCGACUGAGCUAUCCCCCCACCCCACCCUGUUCUGGUGGCGACCUUUAAUUUUGAUCUGCCCAUCUGUACUCACAGGCUGGAUUCCCGGUUACACAGAAGCCUGUUAAGGCUGCUCUGGCAGGAUCCUGGCCCACUGAUAGUACAUUUCCGUACUAAGGGCCUUUUGUGGCUGACACAGAACUGACGCCAGGGAACAUCUGCACUGGCAGAUUGGGGGCACAGCCUUUGCGGACUGCAUUACUCUACUCUUUUCAGGUCCCAUAGGAACAAAUGAGAACUAAGUUGCAAAAGGCAGCACUCCAGAGAGGAAUGACCAGAUGCAGUUUAAAGCAGGGGAGGAAGCAGAUCAGGAUCAAUUGGUAGAUCUCUGGAUGAGCUGUAUUACGCCAGCCAGGAUUUCCCACUCCCAAUCGUAAGAGCAAUGUGCCUUCCUCCACUUUCUAAAUUAGGCUGGUAGAAUAAGAUGUACGCUUAUAAUGAUAUAGACAGGUCAUCCUAGUGCAGCCAUCGCUAACCUGGUGCCUUACAAAUUUUGCACACUGCAACUCCCAUAACCCCCUGCUGGCUGGGGCUGUUGGGAGUUGUAGUCCAGAGGAUGUCAGCAAAGGUGGUACUGGGUGUAGAGUUUCAGGGGGCACUGCAGGAGGUGCUGCAGCUAUUAUGUAAAAUUGAAGGUGAGAGGUGUGCGCACCAAAUUUUGGUGUUGUACAGGGCGCCGCUGAAAUUUGAGACCCCAAGGUCUGCCACUGAUGCCAGAUGGGUGGAAUGCAGAAGGGAACUUGCUUUACCACCUUCGCCACCAUUAUGUAUCAGGCUCCAACCCCCACACCUGCUUUUUUACACCUGCCUCCAGUUGGUGGACUUGGGGGCUCUAAAAAUAGAAGCAAAGUGUCCCCCACAAGCCUGAAGACUCUCCACCUGUGCUUUAGAGCACAGGGCUCCAAUAGUUGUGCAAAGGAAGGCAUUUAGGCAGGUAUGCUUUUUCUCCCCAUGGUAUACCAAGCAGGACUUGCUGAGAUUUCCUCUUCUAGAUUUCCAUUGAGCAAUAAUUUUCUUUCUAUCUGGUUCCAGGGUCCUCUCAGGCUGUCACUAUUUGGGGGUGGGAUUCAAGCACGAACUGGCAAAUUCAGGUUGCACAGUUGAAGCUUAUUUGGAGCUCUUGUGCAACAAAGCUACUUCUUCAAAAGACUGGCGUUUUAGAGAUAUGGAAAGUGACAUGGAAGGGAAAAUGCUGAAUGAAUGAAUGAAAGUGUGAGGUAACACUUGCGUUUACACUGUCUCAUCUAGCCUUUCUGCAAACAAAUCAGAAUGAAUGCUCAUUAAAUACCCAGCAUCAUCUAAUAUCCCAAAUCAGUGUUCAAUAAGCAGCUUGUUUGGAAGGGCUCACAAUAUGUCAAUGAAGUUUGUUUCUUUUACAGAAAUAGGGUGGAAGAGGGUCAACUAUAAAGGAAACACAAAUGUACUUUGAAAGUAGCACAGGGGUAUGAUUCUGUGUCAAAACUGUUUCAGAAAUCCGCUGCAGUUUGGAACACUGCGGCUCUUAAGAAAAAGGACUGUGUUAUUUCAUUUAAAAUGCAAUGAACAAUUUCUAUAAGAGUAUUUUUUUUAAAAAAAGAAUAAUUCUGUUGUAUUCUUAUAAUUUGUAGACUUAGGCUGCAGCACUUUAUUGUUUUCCUGAUCUCUCUUUACCUGAGCAUUUCUGUGUUUUAUGUAAACUCUCACACAGUGUAAAAGCCACUUCUGGAAAUCUAGUGGAAUCUAGUUGAAAGGCUAGCAUUCAUUUCUGCUUUAAUUAUUUCCAGGGGGGAAAAUCCGUUUGCAACCCCAUUAACUUGGAAAAUUGUAGAAAUUUUGCAUUGUAAUUCCAUGUGCUGAAACUUGGGAAACUAUUCUGGCAUACAGUUAUUUCCCACCAUUUAAAAUUUAGCAUGACAUGUUGGUAUAGGGAUCAAAAAGCCCACUGUGGGAAGUGGAUUUUGGAAUUUGGAUUGAGCCCUCAAAGUCCCAAGCCAGACAAUGCAAAACCCCUGAAAAAUAAGCUCUGGGUGCCAGUGCUAUCUGUUAGUACUAAAAGGUACUAAAAGGUUGUUUUCUCCUGCUCCAGAGAAGCGGACACAGAGCAAUGGAUCCAAACUACAAGAAAGAAG